AUGUCCAGCAGUAACCACGACACCCUCUCCGUGUCCGCCUCACCGGCCCCACGUCUCUCGCCCUUUCCGCAAGAGAUUCUCGAGCGUAUCCUCGGCCACGCCGACCAGCGGACCUGCGUGACGUGCGUUCGCGUCAACUCUGCCUUCUACGAUGCUUGUAUACGGCAGGUCUACACCAUCGUCAAGAUGUUCCCCAAGUCCCGCACCGUCGCCCUUCCACUCUCUGGGCAGCAUGCCACCACUCUCGCAAACUACGUGUGGCUGCUCGACAUCAGUGGCGACCUCAACGGCUCGUGCAUCGCUGCUGUCAGGUACCCACCCCCCAUGCCGAACCGGCGAACCAUCCGCCUCUGUGCCGCGGUUAGCCCCCGCCUUGUUAAGGUAAACGACUCUGUGUGGGGUGGCAUUACGCAGCUUCGCCCGCACACCCUCGUUACACGCGACCGUGCUGGGGCUCCCAACGUUUCUCGCGUCCCUGGUGGCCCGUAUCCCUGGUUUUUCAAGCACGGAACGACAGUGGCCUCUGUCUUGCAAGUUUGCAAGUUCGUGUGCGUCCUAGACGAAGGACUAUCUUUCAGCGACAGCACCCUCUGCUUUCUAAGUCAUGACAUGCCGGUGCGCUCCCUCGAGAGCUUUACCUUUGUGUUUUGGACCAAGUCUCGAAACCAGCCAUGGCAUUGGUCAGCACGCAACCCCGGCGGACCGGGCAACUGGUACCCAAUGUUUCAGGUACUCAUCGACCUCCUCUUAUGCCAACCAGCAACCGAGGGACGCCCGCUCCUCACAAUCGUCAACGCAGGUGCUAUCCCCCAUCUGGGGUUCAUCGGCAUCCCCUCUGUGGGCGGUAUCCCUUCAGAAACUCUCACCUCGCAGCAGAGAGCGACCAAGUUUGAAACGGACCUCAAAGGCGGGUUUAACUACACUUGCGACUACUACGAAGCUGGGAGGCAGCACAUGUUCGCCGGGGGGUGGCAUGCCAGUAUCAGGGAUAGGCAGCACCACAUCCGGUCCUUGACGAUGGACGAGUUUCUCGCCGAGGACAAUGGCGAAGCGUUUGACGAGGGCGAGCUUGCCGGAUGGCGAUGA
Vanrija pseudolonga is the source of this 1086-nucleotide messenger RNA. RefSeq lists its product as uncharacterized. NCBI's taxonomy places the organism in Eukaryota, Fungi, Basidiomycota, Tremellomycetes, Trichosporonales, Trichosporonaceae. The coding region runs from base 1 to 1086 and encodes 361 amino acids. The transcript is spliced from 2 exons. The record is from RefSeq and is a predicted model, not a curated record.